This is a messenger RNA of Mesorhabditis belari, 942 nucleotides long. The record is from the annotation of a GenBank genome assembly. NCBI's taxonomy places the organism in Eukaryota, Metazoa, Nematoda, Chromadorea, Rhabditida, Rhabditidae.
AUGAGGAGAUGGCAUGGGGUGAUCUCAUCGAUUUCUCGCUAUCAUUCGAUCAUCUUCCUCCUCUCGCUAACAAUCACCCUCUUCUUGUGGAUCGAUCGCGGUGAUCAAUCAGAUUAUCCAAAAGUAAUCCCGCAUGGAAUGCGUUUGGCUGAGAAAAGUGAUCGACGCAUUUUGGCUGCUCAACUGAUAGCGUGCGACACGACAACUGGUGGUGGAGUGGGCAAUGUUGUCUUUGAGCUGAUUGCUUUUCAAGAGAUCGCCAGGAAAUUGUAUAGAUCCCCAGCAAUCUACUCGGACAGUUCGACAUGUUUGGAGAAAAUCGCUACUUUUGUCGAGCACAUGCCGCACUUGGUCGACGGAUUUCUGAUCGUUAAAAGACCCAAUGUGAGAUUCAUCGAUGAGCUGAUGGGAUCAGCCGAGUUGCAGAGACGCCUCGCUUUCUCCAAUCAACUACUCGAUGUGGCCAAGUCGAGCGUUUAUCCCGAGAAAAUCGAUGAACAAACGCAUAAUAUUUGUGUUCACGUGCGUCGCGGUGACUUCAUGAAAGAGAAAUUCCAUCUCGAAUCUGAGGCCGAUUUCACUGUUGAUGCCACAAAAUAUUUGAUUCGAAAAAUGCACAAACGGGGGAUCUCACAGGUACGAGUGUUCAUCCUUGGACAAGAUGCUGCUUGGGCGAGGCAGAUUUUCGCGAAAGCAAGUCUUCGACGUAAAAUCAAUCUCACAGUCAUCCACUCUCCAUCGUAUCUUCCAUCAAUGAUCGAUUGGGCCUUUGCAAAGCUCUAUUGUGAUACAACUUUGUUAACUGCUUCGAUUUCAACAUACGGUUAUUGGAUGGGUGCUGUGUCAAGGGGUGAAGAAGUCUUCUAUCGAACGAAAUACAGCAAAUUUGAGCCAGAUUUUGUUGUAAAUCUUUGGCCCGACAAUUGGAAACCAAUCGAUUAU